Guillardia theta CCMP2712 is the source of this 537-nucleotide messenger RNA. RefSeq lists its product as hypothetical. Lineage: Eukaryota; Cryptophyceae; Pyrenomonadales; Geminigeraceae. The transcript has a single exon. Gene Ontology annotation, molecular function: ATP binding; ABC-type protein transporter activity. The record is from RefSeq and is a predicted model, not a curated record. Gene Ontology annotation, biological process: protein targeting. The annotation marks the transcript as partial.
AUGACAGGCACCCUCGACUGUCUGUCCGACGCGCAGAACAAGCUGCUACGCAAGUAUCAAUUCGAGCACAAGACGUUCCUGCCGUCCACAUUCAACAAACAGAAAGUGCAGCACGAGGAGCUGGAGGUUGUGGUGGAAGAUUACGACAAGUUCUUUGUGCGGGUGAGGAAGGAGGUUGAAAGAAUGCUCGAGCAAGGAAGAGCGACCAUCGUCAUCUUCAAAGAUCAUGCGGCCAUGGAGAUGUUUGCAAGAAAGUUGAAGAACGAGAAGUCUAAGUUGCAUCAGUACAAAGGCUUCGAGAAGCUCUCCGAUGCUCUCAGAUCCUCCGACCGUCAGACGAUCAUCCUGAAUGCCACGCGGCCAUUCGCCGUUACCUUGAUGACGAGGUCUUAUGGGAGGGGAACUGACUUCGCCUGCUACGAUAAAGCUCUUGUCAAAUACGGCGGGGUGCAUAUCGUCGUCACGUUUCUGCCUGAAGAUGAAUCAGAAGCAAAGCAGAUCUACGGGCGAACGUGCCGACAAGACGAUCCCGGAAGC